Spodoptera litura is the source of this 1882-nucleotide messenger RNA. RefSeq names its product basic helix-loop-helix domain-containing Fer2 (gene Fer2). NCBI's taxonomy places the organism in Eukaryota, Metazoa, Arthropoda, Insecta, Lepidoptera, Noctuidae. Gene Ontology annotation, molecular function: protein dimerization activity; DNA-binding transcription factor activity, RNA polymerase II-specific; RNA polymerase II transcription regulatory region sequence-specific DNA binding. The record is from RefSeq and is a predicted model, not a curated record. Gene Ontology annotation, biological process: developmental process; regulation of transcription by RNA polymerase II.
ACCUGCAAGACGUUGGACAGUCGUGUCAGACUUCUUUUGUAAAAAGUUAAACAAGAAACGUUUUACAAUGGGUCUACCGCCGGACGAUGUUCCGGUCAAAAAUACUGAUAACACGAAAGACAUCUCCCGCUUCAGUAAUGUUUCAAGGGUGGCUCGUAGACGUGAAGUACGACUGCGGAGUGUGUUUUAUAACCUAGAAGCUGUCAAAAACACUCGGCGAGCCACCAAUGGGAGAGCUGGCACUACAUCGAUCCGACUCGCAGUCCCCGCCAACCCAACGAAUUUUAUCGCCCUCUUCUUUGAGAAAACGACUGAUUCCCGUCGUCUGGAUUACACGGGUCUGAAGUUCGCGUAUGGUGACGGUUCUGAUGAUGAAGGAUCCUCGCUGACUACGGAACUGCCGUCGUGUGUUUAUGCUGCAGCCAGGAGCCGCCUACAGCUACCUUUAGCUGCUUACGUCCAUCAGCACUCGAGGCAGCUGCACUCAGAUGUGUUAUUGGACACGUCAACGGAGCCGGAGUACCAGUGCGGGGGCUCACCUUACCGGGUGCAGCGCGCUGCCGCUAACGUCCGCGAGCGCCGACGGAUGCUGAGGUCCGGACCCAAUGGCAGUAUAAACUCGGCGUUCGAUGAACUGCGAGUACACGUGCCGACGUUCCCGUAUGAGAAGCGACUCAGCAAGAUUGACACGCUUCGACUGGCGAUCGCAUACAUUGCGUUGCUCAGAGAGGUGUUGGAAGCUGAUUAUGACCCGCUGACAUAUGUCGAAAAGUGUCUCCGUGGUGAGAUAAAAGCUGACAGAGCACAUUGGAAUACAAGUGAUCUAACUGCGAGACUAUCGUGGAUCAACUGGGAGAAUCUCGGCGUGAAUCCUCAGCGACGCAGCGUACUCACAUCACUUGCUCUCAGUUCAGAUAAUCUACAGUAUGGACAUAACUAAAUCAAUCUUUUGUGCAGAGUCGCAUUAGAAUAAACGGUUUAAUACUUCAUCUAAAAAUAUAAAUAAGGUAGAGUUAUGUGGCAUUGCGAUGUCCUAGUAUAAAUUGAUCUCCCGCUAGAUUGCCGUCCCCGGUACUGAAAACUCUCAAAUGUUUGUUCAGCAUUAAUAAGAUAAGCUAAUGCCACUGGCUACCAGUUAUUAGGAAUCCCCAUUUCUAGAGGACCGUAAGCAGAGAAUAAUACUGUCAGGGUGCGUAUUAUAAGUAUUAUAAGCAAAAUGCUUUGUUUGUGAGGAAUGCACAAAUCUGAAAGUUCUCUGUAAAGUUUCAUAUAAGUACUUAAAGAACAUUUUCUUAUCUAUCUGCACUAUCUGCAGCAUUUGCACAUGAAAUGCAUUUAGUUAGCACAUUUUCUCUCUAUAACUCAAGCAUUUUCACAAAAGCAAAAGGCUAGUUGAGUAACUUGAGUAGUCGCUACGAUUCAUGAGGAAGGUACGCAGACACCAUCCGCCUUCAAGUCCUUAUCUUCAAAGUAGAAAUAAACUUACCUCUAAACUCUCUAUCUAUAAAAUCUAUAUGAAGUUGUUUUUAGGUAAUCUAUCAUUAUUUUUUAGCAUGGGUAGAUACUAAUAGGUAAUUUUAGUCUUUUUUUAAGGGGGAAAAUUAUCGAAUGGCUGCUCCCGGCUGGGAACGAUUGUUGAUUUAACUUUAGAAACUUCUACCUUCAAUGCCUGGUUUUAGUUAAUAUCUAUGUUUAUGUAGAAUUAUGUAUAUGGAUGGACGAGAAUAGUGCCUUUUCACACGGUCCGGUUACCGCUUACGGCGUAUCAAGGAGGGCUAUAGCCAUGUGUAUCCAACGUAGUAACGCAUACGUAGUCAAAGUCAAAUUCAAAGUCAAAAUCAUUUGUUACAAUUAGACCAGAAAGGCACCUUUGAACGUCAAC